Stegastes partitus (bicolor damselfish) is the source of this 4929-nucleotide messenger RNA. It is a transcript of the gene stc1, whose product is annotated as stanniocalcin 1. Gene Ontology annotation, molecular function: hormone activity. Lineage: Eukaryota; Metazoa; Chordata; Actinopteri; Pomacentridae. The record is from RefSeq and is a predicted model, not a curated record. Gene Ontology annotation, cellular component: extracellular region. Bases 64 to 900 code for a protein of 278 amino acids. The transcript is spliced from 4 exons. Gene Ontology annotation, biological process: intracellular calcium ion homeostasis.
CGAGGUUUUUUUUUCUUUCUUUCUUUCUUUCUUUUUUUUUUUUUUUCUUGGAGCGUCCUUCUUAUGAAUUACACACAAAGCAGGAGGCGUCUCUUUACAUUUAGUUGUAUCAUCUGUGUUGAGAGGACGAUGCCUUUGAGGACCGGACUUUUUCUCCUGAUGGUGCUGAAUGCAUCUGCAUAUGAACUGGAUCAGAACGAGUCCUAUUCGCCCAGGAGAGCACGCUUUUCUGCCAAUAGCCCUUCAGAUGUGGCACGCUGUCUCAACAGUGCCCUCCAAGUUGGCUGCGGAGCCUUCGCCUGCCUGGAGAACUCAACUUGUGACACAGAUGGCAUGCAUGACAUCUGCAAGUCCUUCCUAUACAGUGCUGCUAAAUUUGACACUCAGGGUAAAGCAUUCGUGAAGGAGAGCCUUAAGUGCAUUGCCAAUGGCAUCACCUCCAAGGCAUUCCCCACCAUCCGCCGCUGCUCCACCUUCCAAAGAAUGAUAUCUGAAGUCCAGGAGGAGUGUUACAGCAAGCUGGACAUCUGCACUGUGGCCCGAUCUAAUCCAGAUGCUAUUGGUGAAGUGGCACAGCUACCAAGUCACUUCCCCAAUAGGUUUUAUGGUAAGCUGCUACAGAGCCUGAUGGACUGUGAUGAGGACACAGUGGAUCGCGUUCGGACCAGCAUGGUGUCACGGCUGGGCCCAGAGAUGACCAUGCUUAUUCAGCUGCUGCAGAACAAGCCCUGCCCAUCCACUGCUGUGGCUGCAGCUGCUGCCAUCCCAACUGGAGUGGAGGGCCGUGGGAGCUGGCGCUGGUCCAUGGGUCCCCAUAUGUACAAGAUCCAGCCUAAUCUGCGAAACAGAGACUCUGCCAGUCAUUUUGGCAAAAAGCGCUCUGCUAGUGACAGCUCCUAACUUCCACUCAGAUUCAGAAAAACAAAACAAAACAAAAAAAACUCCACACACUCCUCAAAACAUCAUGAAAGCUCCUCUAUUCCCUAGGGGUGAUAGAAACCCAUUCCUCCGCUAGACUGGAAGUUACAGAAAUGUGCACCUCUAGGGAAUGUCGGACCGCCCAUAGAGUUGAUAUCAGUUUGAUUGUUGUUAUAUUGUAUAUCCUACACUUUAGGCUUGAGAGAACCCCUCUUCCAUCAACUGUUUUAAACGUGUCCACUCACAGUUAGUGUCGAACAUGUGGCUGUUGCAUUCGUGCAGCACGGUCCUGUUCACUCCUCUUCACAUCCUCCAACAGAGAUGGAUCCUUAAGAAGUCUUUUGAUGCCAAGCAAAAAAAAAAAAAAAAAAAAAAAAAAAAAAAAAAAAAAAAAAAGAACAGCCAUAGUGGUUCAUGCCUCUAGAGCACAAGCCAGUACUUUAAAAAAACACAAUUUCAUAAUUCUGACAUUUGUUCAUUAAUAGAAAUCACUAGUUGGAUUAGUAUUGGUUCAUUUUUAGGAAUGAGAAAUUAUUGGUCAAUGUAUCAAAUAUUUCAGCAGUGAAACCAGUCAAAUUGUGAGCAUGAGAUGUGGAAAUGAGUUUCAUAGCAAUCUUCUGAACCUAGCAUAACACUUAAAUGUACUGUAUACUAAGUUAUCAGAGACAGCCAUAGCUAGCCCUCUAAAAGAGAGUGCUCACACGGAGUGAGGUCUGUAGAGGUUUCAUGACAACCUUUGAGAGGUUACCUUAAACUGACCAAAAAACUUCAAACUGCCCUGAAUGCUAUUCAUGAAAUACCAAAAUUCUGUAAAGCUAUAGCACUUAUAAUUUUUUUUUUCUGAUGGCAGAUGUAGCCAUGGUCAUGUGUUUCAAAUCAUUAUCCUGCACAUAAGGAUUGUCCAGGUCAUGGCCAAGUCUAUCAGAAAAAGUCCUUUUUUUUUUUUUUUUGCAUAUCUUGUAUCCAGACACUUGCAAUGCAUAAGACUGUUGAGCUCUACAGUAUAUGUGGGACCAUGUUUAGUGGGAUCUGUAUCCAUGUUCUUAACUGAGUGUGAAGCAGUCGUGUAUGUGCAGCAGCUGAUUAGCACGUUCACCGAUGAGACUGAGAGCAGCCAUCUUCUUGGACUGAUGAUCAUCAUUCUCUGAGGUGAAUCAUGUGACAUACACACUGGCUUCCAGUGUCAAGAUGGAGAAUGACUAUUUAAAAACAACAAAAAAAAGCCUUGUUGGAAUGAUAUUUAUUUUCCUACUUUAUUAUUUAAUUUUUUUUUUUAUUUUAAUGCAUUAUUGUAGUUUUAAUUAGUUUACAGAUUUAAAAAAGAAAAAAAAAGAAAAAAGAAAUAGCAGUUCAGUCAUGGCUCCUAUUUGAACAUGAGCUCUAUGCCAAAAAAAAAAAAGAAAAAAGAAAAAAAAAAGUGAGCUGACACUCUGGUGACUGAAUGGGACCCAUGUCAUGACUCUGUGCUGGCCAUAGGGGAACAAGGUUGGUCAUUCAGGUCAGGUGAUCUACUUUAUGGGUGUUACAAGGGACCACAACAAAAUGUUAGCUUGGUUUUGACACGCUUUCUGGUUUAAAAAAGAAAAGAAAAGAAAAGGAUUGUCAUUGCAGCUGCUAGAUGUUCAGUGCUGGAGGUUUGUGCACAUUAUGGAGGACUGACCAGGUAUAACGACAGGAAAGCAAACACCAGCAUCAAGUGCCACUUUAGGGACGUUUUUUGAUGGUUGCAGCAAGAAUGCAAAAGAAUAAUGUGAUAUCUAAUCUAUCGUAAAUACAUUCUAAAUAUCUGAUUGACGUUGGACCACGUCACUCAGAGUUAGAAACUGAAUAAAAAUAUGUUUGAUGUUUUAUGAUAAGACUACAUUGGCAUUAAGCUUCAAACAAGCAGCAGGUAGAUGUGUGUAAAGAAACUGAAAUAUAGCUGUUACAGAAACGUGAUGCAACUUUGCUGUUUUGGUUGCUUUGUUCUUUAUUGUUCAGUUAGAUGGAUCCAUUUAAAGCAGCUUUAGGCUGUUAUAGUUUGUAAGUAUGAGGAGAUGUCGCAAUGAAAAGGCCCAGUAGACUUUAUCCUUUCUGCAAUUUUCUUUCCAAAGCUCGUUUCAUGGCCUUCAGGGAUCAAGACAAUCAUUCAGAAUCGGUAGAUUAGUACAGAGUCAUAGUCACUGAGAACAGUCUUCAUGCUGGUGUUUGCUUUCAGCCGUACCUAGUUGAUAGACAGUGGUUUGGCACCAUGAACUUCAAUGGGAUAAUCAAUGGCUUAAGUUAGUAAAUUAAGUAAGUUUAGAAUAAAUUGCAUAUAUUUGUGCACAUUAAAAAAACAGUAUGGGGGUUAACUUUGCACCAGGACUGGGUUCAGUUCACUAUUAUAAUAAUGAAAUUAUCCAAUUCAACUAAGUCCAAUUCUUGAAAAUCCAAAUCUUGCAAAUUGGUCACCCUAAAAUUGUUUUAUUACAAAAACUAUAAGAAAUAAUUGUCAGAUUUUUUCACCUUACCUGCAAGAAAGGAGCUGAACCCAGCCCUGUUUGUGACAAAUGGUGAAUUUAUAUAUUGUCCUGGAUUUCUAAGAGCGAAGCGCAGACCAGAAAAUGAGAAGUUUUAUUUUUCAGUGUCAGUUUAAUAGCUAUGUUAAGAAUUCCAAACUAUGCAAUAAUCACACACAAAGGAUUCACAGCAACACAGAAAUUGACCUUUAUUUCAUUCAGUGCCAGCUGAUGCUGUGUGAAUAAAGCAGCAGCAUGUGUGCUCUCAUACUGCACUCCCAGUGUGAAGGCAUUGCUCCUCUAUGAUGCUUUCUGUUUCUGUGUUUUUUUGUAAACCGGCGUUCCUUUUGUUCUGUGAAUGCGAUCAUUUCUUUUGUGUCAUGUGGUGCGAAAGGACAGCUGUUCUGAAGGAAUCACUUGGGAAGUUAAGAGCUAUAGUCACACUGUAGUAUAUCCUAGCUUAUAUUUUAUGUUAAAUAUGCACUUUGCAUCUUAACCACUAUAAAGGGCAUUGAAACAUUCAGUACAUGUGCAACUGAGGCAUAUUUUAUUUACCCAGUGAAUGGAGAUAAGUUUGAAUACUUUGCAUCCUGAAGGGUCAGGGCUUCUUCAUGUACUAUUGAUACAUAUGUCUGUAUCUUUGUUGUCCAUGGGUAAAUCCAAAACCCAACAGCUGCUGCUAAACUGUUACUACCCUGUAUGAUGCUGUCCGGAUGCCCCUCUACUGUGGCCGCUCUGACCCGUCAACACACAGUGAGCUCAGCAUCAGUCCACACUUGCAUUUUAAUGUCUAUCCAUGUCUUCAUAUUUAUUUUCUAUGAACAUUCCUCGUGUCAAAUAUAUUUGGCAAGGGCAAAUUGACUGUUUCCUCACCAAGUAAAAAUGUAACGGUAAUUUUGGAGAAUGUACCUGUAUACUGAAUGUCUCUUUCGACAUGCCCAAGUUAGGUGACCAAUGAAGGCGAUUAGGUAAAAAAAAAAAGAAAAACAAAGUAAGAAAAGUAUUUGAUUUCUUUCUGUUUUAGAUUUUAAUUCAACUUUAGGGUGCUUAAGGUGGUACUGGAGUAUUGUUAAAUUGACCCAUGGUGAGUUUUGUGAAACUGUUCCUGUCAAUACUAGAGACUAAAAUCUCCCUCACUUCUGGCACUUCAUGGUACUCUUUCCUCUCAAGACUUGAAAUAGAUUGAUAAAUGUUGUCGUGCUUAAACAAAAUCAAAAAGCUUCAGUGACUAGUAAAGUUUAUUUUGUAUUCAUAUAUAAGUGACAGUUAUUUUACUAUCAGAUUCAAAAAGUUAUUGCAGAUAUUAGGAGAUUACUGAAGUUCCUGAUACCGAUGCUAUGUAACGCAUGAUUGACCCUUGUGAAUCACUUGCACUUUAAAAUAUACCCAUAUACAUAUAUGCCCAUACUGUGUAUAUGUUUGGGUUUCUCCUCUGUACUGAAAAGUCAUGAAAGAUACAAAUGCAUCAAUUGUGUGUCUUUUGCUGAUCAGAAAUAAAAUAUUUAUCAUAUCUGGCAUAUGGUAUGAAAUA